GGCAGUCAGGGUGGUGGUGAAAGCUUAGUGGUGAUCAUAUCAUCAAAGAGGGAUCAUAUCACCACCCCGUGUGGGUUUCUGUUAAAGUUACUUUGCUCUUUCUAGUUUCCCCUUCUCUCUCUCUCCCUCUCCCUCUCCCUCUCCCUUUCUCUCUCUCUCUCUCUCUCUCUAACCCUUUCUCUCUCCUUGUCCACUUCUCUCUCUCUCUCUCUCUCUCUCUCUCUCUCUCUCUCCUAGGAUGGCUUUUCACCAUUGUGGAGGAAGUGGUGGGGGGAUGAGCAUGAGCUACUCAUCCUCCUCUUCAAUGGAGAGCUACACCUUUCCAUUAAUGGGCAGUUGCAUCAACCUGGAGGAGCAAAACCCAAAGCCAAACACCAAUGAGGAGAACAUGGGAGGAGGAGAUCAUGAUCAUCAGGAUCAUGAGCAUGAGCAUGAGCAUGAGGAUGAGCAUGAGAACACCACCACCAAUGAGGGAGGGGAAACAUUGGGCACUACCAGUGUUGACUGUGGCCAGUCCAAGCUGUGUGUUAGAGGCCACUGGAGACCUGCUGAGGACUCCAAGCUCAGAGAGCUUGUCGCCUUGUAUGGCCCUCAGAACUGGAACCUCAUAGCUGAGAAGUUGGAAGGUAGAUCAGGGAAGAGCUGUAGGCUGAGGUGGUUCAACCAGCUGGACCCCAGGAUCAACAGAAGUGCUUUUAGUGAGGAGGAAGAGGAGAAGCUCAUGGCUGCUCACAGGUUGUAUGGGAAUAAAUGGGCCAUGAUUGCUAGGCUCUUCCCUGGUAGAACUGACAAUGCUGUGAAGAACCACUGGCAUGUUAUCAUGGCUAGGAAGUAUAGGGAGCACUCCAACUCCUACAGGAGGAGGAAGCUCAUGAACCACCACCAAUCACCACCAUCAUUAGCUCACAGGAGACUAGAGGAUGAGCCUGCAAUGUUUGAAGCACCUGCAAGGCCAUCAUCAUCUUCAUCACCAUGUGGUUUCAGCCACAGCUCUAGUAGCACUCCAUUCCCCUCCUUCCCACUCCCUGGUGCUGUGAAUGGUGGCUUCAGCAAUGGCUCAGAAUGCAUGAUGGGCUAUGUUGGUGUGCAAAGACCCUUCCACUUCCUUUCCCAUGGAGCACAAAAGAAGAUUGGCUUCUACAGCAGCAGCUUCUGGGAGAAGCCAAGGGAUGAGCCCUUCACUGGGUUCUUACACCACCACUCACCUCUCAUGCUCACAAUGCAGCACCCAAGCCAUUUAUCCUUCUUCUCAGAAUCCACAGCCUCAGCAGCAUCAACUGAGUCAGCAGGAGUGGAAGACAAUAGAGAGAACAUACACAUCCCACCAACUUUCAUAGAUUUCCUUGGUGUAGGAGCCACAUGAAUUAACUGAGGUGGCCAGGUUAAUUGGGUGGGGAGUUAAUGGGCAUGCAUGGUGAUUGGGAACGCAAUGAUGAGUUAUAUAUGUACCCUGUUGCUGUUCCUACACUUAAUUAAAUUGGUCCACCUAAGUUUCAAACAAACAUAGAGAGACAUCUAGAGAGAGAGAGAGAGAUAGUUUAGUUGAGUACUAACUAUCACUGUAGUUCAUUUACUUGGUUUUCACUAAACAAGACAAUUUGACUAUA
Messenger RNA from Ananas comosus (pineapple), 1607 nucleotides. RefSeq names its product myb-related protein Myb4-like. Bases 239 to 1363 code for a protein of 374 amino acids. NCBI's taxonomy places the organism in Eukaryota, Viridiplantae, Streptophyta, Magnoliopsida, Poales, Bromeliaceae. The transcript has 3 exons. Gene Ontology annotation, biological process: regulation of DNA-templated transcription. Gene Ontology annotation, molecular function: RNA polymerase II cis-regulatory region sequence-specific DNA binding; DNA-binding transcription factor activity, RNA polymerase II-specific. Gene Ontology annotation, cellular component: nucleus. The record is from RefSeq and is a predicted model, not a curated record.